This is a messenger RNA of Lottia gigantea (owl limpet), 1920 nucleotides long. RefSeq lists its product as hypothetical. Bases 49 to 771 code for a protein of 240 amino acids. The transcript is spliced from 6 exons. NCBI's taxonomy places the organism in Eukaryota, Metazoa, Mollusca, Gastropoda, Lottiidae. The record is from RefSeq and is a predicted model, not a curated record. Gene Ontology annotation, cellular component: acetylcholine-gated channel complex.
GUUAGGAAUGUCACUUUCGGUUGUGGGUUGAACAAGGAUAUUGUCAAAAUGAUGAUGAAGAUUAUUUUUGCUGUGACCUUAUGGAAUAUUCUGUCUGUGUUUGGCCAAUUAGAUCCAGACCAGAUGCCAUCAGAAUGGACCCCUGAACAAUUUCCCAACCCACAGAGAAAUUCUCAAGCUUGUGGAUUAAGGAAUGAACGAGGCUAUGUUUGUGAUCCAAAUCGAAUUCUAUCUGAAGAAGAGAUUGAUGCAUUAAAUUGGUUAUUAUUGGGAUUAGUUCAAAAUGAUACUCAUUGUCCCUGUAGUGUGUGGGCAUGUGAACAGAAGAAACAAGGCUAUUCUGUUGGUAUUGCCAUAGUAAAGAAGUUGAAACUUCCUACCAGAACAAUGCGACCUUUAGAUCAAGCUCGAGCCUUUGCACAUUAUUUAGAAACAUCUCAGUGGCAUUUUGGAAGAUGUGAAGAAGGAAUUGUAGUGUUGUACUCUCAACAAGAUGGAGCUCUUCAAUUUAUGGCUGGUCAGACAGCUAGUCAGAUAGUAACCAAUGAUGUAGCUAGAGCUAUUGGUGAUCAGGUAGCUUAUAACUUCCGUAAUGGUGAACCACAUCAUGGUUUAUAUGAACUGGUUCUUUUACUCAGGUCUGUAUUGAAUGGAAAUAAAAUGUAUGCAUUAGCCCCCAGUGCUGAGGCUUUACAUGGUGGAGCUGAAUCUCUAACUGUUGUUAUCUCAACUUUAUUAUUGACUCUCACCUCUUUCUUUAUUUUAUCUUGAUCUAACUGAUAUAUUUAUUAAUUCCUGUUACUGUACCAACUUUCACAAGUAAGCACCUGUUUGCUCUGCAGGAAAUUUCAGUGAUAAGAUACUGUUAUACAAAAAAUUGGUUGUGAUUAAGUUAAAAUAGAAAAAACUAUGGAUGAUUUUGGUGCUUAUCGAAAUAUUUGAUAUGAAAACUAUUUUGAUAUUGAAUUUUUUUUUUCUUCUGAUACUCCUCGGGGAUAUUUUAACAAACUUUGAAAUAAGCAGAGACUCAUUCUAUGUACAUUAAUAGUUUGUUGUCAUAUUUUUCAAGACACCCUAUGCAAUUUUAUGAACAAAUGAUGAUUCAUUUAACUUUUUUGAAUAUGCUGUAUUUCUCUAUCAUUGAAAUUAUAGCCUUGUGCUUCAAGGAAAUAAAGUAUAGCUUGAUAGAGAAAAUUCAUAACACUUUUCUUUUACAAUCUCAGAAUAUGAGAUAUGAGAAUGAGAAUAUUGGUAUCUUUAAAAUUUAUUUGUUUAAAACAAUGAAACCGAUGGUGCUGUAAUCAGUGUAAAAUUGCCAUUUAGCAUAAUAAUCUGGUGUAAUAUAUUUGUCUGUCUUGCCUAGGAUUGAAUUUAGUUUUAAGUUAUAGUUUCAUACUCUUUACUUGUUAUUUUGGUUAUAUUUAUGUAAUAUAAUUAUAUGUUUUAUUGUGCCAUUUUUCACAUCAACAAAGAAAGUUAUUUUGUAAUAAUUUGGGCUGUUCAAAAUUUAAUGUCAACAUGUUUGCAGAAAUCUUUUCAGCUUGAACAUUUUUUAAAGAUUUUGAUAUUAGAUCAGAAUUGCUGAUUUGUGUUUUAGAAACCUUAAAUAGCUUGCGACAAUGCUGCCUGGUGAUUUUUCGAAGAAUAAUACACCGAAAUCCAUCCACUUUUUGUGUUUAUAAGAAUAUUCAGCAUCGAUUUUUUUCCAAUUUCUUGCAUUUAUUUUAAGAUCAUUUUCUUGGAAUUUAUUUGUUAGUUUGUAUGUUAUUUAUAGUGUUUUAAUAGUUUGAUGAUGAAAUAUCGUGUUCUUUUAGCUUUUAUCUUACACCAAUAUAUUGUAUUUAUAUACUACUGUAGAAAAACAAUAGUUUUCUAAUUUUAUAAACUAGUUUAUCAUUAAAAUAAAUACUCAAUACAACU